Anthostomella pinea is the source of this 2727-nucleotide messenger RNA. The record is from the annotation of a GenBank genome assembly. Lineage: Eukaryota; Fungi; Ascomycota; Sordariomycetes; Xylariales; Xylariaceae.
AUGACUACCCCUGCAGAGCCCGACCAAGCAUCCGAUUCUGGCGACCUCGCACCCACUGAUCUCAAGCGACGCGUCGUCGAGGCUCUGGACGCUCUCGCCUCGGCUAACUCAGAUCUUGAUGGGUUAUUACAGGCAAUCAAAGCUUGGUCAUCAUGCCGUCCGAUAGGCCAGGACUGUCAGCUGGAGUGCAUCUACUACGGCUUACGUCGUGGUCCGCUCAACGUCCAAGAUGAAAGGGAGGAGGAGGAGCAUGUCCAAGAGGAGAGUUUCAGCGGGCGAAACCUGUGUCCAGACGAUAAGUUUCGGGUUAAAAGCCUCCAGCGUCUCACCACGGACCUCGGAGUCGAUGUCUUCCUGGCGAACCUGCGGUUGGAAAGAACGGAAAUUGGCCCGCUGGCCAUGGAAGAGGUUGACUCCGACGCCGACGAUAGCGAAAACGAAGAUGUCGCAAAUUCCACCUCGGUUGAGCUCACCUCGCUCUUCGAUUGCGAGGGAACCCUCCUGGCAGAUGGUCUGGAACUUGAUGGAAAUGACAAGAUGCUGUUGGAAUGUUUCGACAGAGAGGGCGCCGAGGAGGAGACAGAUGGGUUCUAUCAGAAGGACCAAUACGUAGGUCUCCCUAAUGCCAACUCUGUACUCGUGAUUCACCAGUUGCAGGGAUGCGAUACUCAAAUUGUAUACUACAAUACCGGGGCAGUCAUUAUCAUACCUCGCGUAUCAACAGUCACAUUAUUGAGUAGCUCCUUCGGUUCCGGGGGUAAAAGCGACUUGAAGAGAGCAGCAAGGCUUCUCGACUCCUAUGCCUCGAAAUGUCUAGGGUCUGCAUGCCCCAAGUCCGAUCUCGAACUCUUCGGCGCUCUGUGUUUCAAGAGCGUGGAGGGGCAUGAUCCUGUCCCGGUAGAACUCGGUCUGAGGCUAUUCCGUAUUGCGCUUCAAUUUCGCGACGCUGGCUUGUUCGACUUGGUGUGUGAGGAACUGAACGGUAGCACAUUCACGCCGGAAUUCCUCGGCUGGAUCGGACAAUAUCUACCCGGUUCUGGCCUCUCGGCUAAGAAGCUGGAAACUCCGCUGUUACGGUCAAUCCUUGCGUGCCGGGGCUUCAAAGCACGGUAUCUAGCGAUCUCAAGUUUAUCUCAAAAGGGCACGUCCGCUUCGGCGGAGCUUAAAGACAUAUGCUCUAGUGCGUACGAUCAUUGUAUCCAAGAGCUGAGCACCAGGCCUGCUGAACAUGAUGGAUACGACGUUGUUGAGAUGAUCGCCGCUGACGCAACCUUCGACUCGCUGGAUGAGAGUUUCGCAUUCCUCCUUGGAAUUCUGACAAAACUGUUUGAAUACGCAUGCCGAGAGAACCCGCUACAAGAGAGAGCACUCGAUACCUACCAAGAUACGGCUCAGCGCCUGAUCAAUGCGUUCAAGGUUGGCUUUGUCACUUCCCAUGGAGACCGUUCACCAGACCGACCUGUGUACUGGCGCAAAAUCCGCCCAGGUAGCCUGGCGAACUUCUUCACAGAUAUGCUAAACCUGAACCUUCGCCCGCUUGCGGAAGAGCUGGUCUGCAAGGUUGCGGACCAAGUUUCCAGUAUUGAUUCCCGAGAGCUCAUACCGGUCUACCUCCCCUUUCUCGGCAGACUGCUUCAUCCCCUGAACCAGACUUCGUUUGACAAAUCAUUCGAUAUUUACCAACGCCUCUUUCGGGAGCUUCUUGAACGCGUUCGGGGUGAAGGUGUGGGGUUCGACCUCUAUCGAGCCCCUAUCCCUGAUGAUAUUAGCCCUGACUACGUUCAGCUCAACAAAUUUCUCACGAAUCGGCAUCAGAAGGAAUGGCGUUUCCGCGCGCCGAAAUUCGAUUGUGACGACCUGGUAAAAAAGCUAGAAGAGGCGAAGGCGAAGACGGACUGUGGACACCGGCUUACACAUACCAGUCCCUGCUGGACGCUAGAAAUAUGGAAGACCUUUUCGGACUAUGCCAGCGCCAAGGCUGACUCGGAUAAACGUAAGUUGGAGGCAAAGAAAGCGUUGAACAGCUUCGACCAGGAGAAGAUGGCUACUCUUCUUGGAGACCAAUACCAACGUAUCAUUAUGCUGGAAGGCACGUCGGAUCCAUUUGUUGUGCCGCCGACCGUUGAGCCAAUGCCUGAAUAUCAUUCGCCUCACGGGAAAUGUCGGUAUGCCGACUCGAAGAAGGCGGCGAAGCUUCAGCCCCCGCCCGCACCUGAGGGACCGAUCCCUAGGACGCAACCAGCAUCACGUCCUGCGCAACUCGCGCGACAACCUGCUCCCACUGGCCCUCCGCACAGCAACACUAUUCUCGUCAAACCGUUCAAAUCGCCGGAGGCUAAUCUACCAGAGGUGUGGCUCUACUACCAGCAGCUGCACCAACAGCAAUACCCCAUGUCGAUGCCCCUGGACCCUCAAACCUUCGAAGCACACGGACAAUACCUACCCGCGAGGGCACCGGCCUUUGCCCAAAUCGCAACGCGCUCAUCCCCGAACCAGCCCUUCGCUCCAGCACAGGGACAGACUGUUCCGCGGUAUGAAACGCCAUACCCGGUGGGCCGGGCUCCUGUAAGUGGACCUGACGCGUGGAAGUCGAUGUUCGAGUUGGUGCCGCAGAAUGGUCAGGGUGACCAACUGGCACAGGGGCAGGACAAGCCGCCUGGGUCCGGGUCCGUGGCCCCGGCGGCGGGAGCUAAGCGGAAGCGCGUGGAACAUAUAGAUCUGGCAUGA